AUGAGCACAGUGUCUGAUUCUUUGGUUGGCAGCAGCAGGUCUCUGUCUGCAGCCAAGAGACACAAGAGUAUCAGAAAGAACUCCAGAAGGAUUUAUUCAGCGUACCAGGACCACCAGCAGGGCUCCUCAGAUGAUGAAGAUAAAGAGGAUGAGCGGGUGGACAGCAAUGACCCAGAGGAAAUGUUCCAGAACAUUCAGUACCAGAAAGAAAUCAUCGCCAAUAUCCGGACCAGACCCUGGCCAAUGAGACGCAAGCUCAAAGUUCUAAAGCAGGCCAGAGAGAUUGUUCUGAAGUAUGAGGGCCGACUGACCAGAACCAGAGGCUACCAGACUGCAGGAGCUGAUCUGCUGAAGAAACUUUCCCGUGUACUGUACAACAUUGUUGUUCUGUUCAUUCCCUGGGAAGUGAGGAUCAAGAAAAUUGAAAGUCACUUUGGGUCAGGCGUGGCUUCCUACUUUAUCUUCCUGCGCUGGUUGUUUGGGAUUAACAUAGUCCUCACCAUCAUGACCGGAGCCUUCAUUGUUCUACCAGAGCUGCUGGCUGGAGCAUCAUUUGGAACCACAAGGAGUAAAACUAUCCCCAAGGAGCAUCUGGCUUCAGCCCAGGACUUGGACACCAUCUGGUCUCUUGGGGGCUACCUGCAGUACUCUGUGUUAUUCUAUGGUUACUAUGGCAGGGUGAGAAAAAUUGGCAGUGCUGGGUACCGGUUGCCCCUUGCCUACUUCCUGGUUGGGAUGGCUGUCUUUGCCUACAGUUUCAUCAUUCUGUUAAGAAGAAUGGCCAAGAACUCUCGUCUGAGUUUGGCCAGUGCCUCUGAUGAGAACUUCACGUUUUGCUGGAGGGUUUUCUGUGCCUGGGACUACUUGAUAGGAAACCCAGAAGCUGCAGAGAGCAAGGGAGCUGCCAUUGUCAACAACAUCAGGGAGGCCAUUGUCGAGGAGCAAGAAAAGAAGAAGGACACAAGUUUGGCAGUUCUAAUUAGUCUGCGCAUCUUAGCCAACAUCCUGGUGCUGCUGUCUCUGGCUGGCAGCAUCUACAUCAUCUACUUUGUGGUGGACCGUUCUCAGAAGCUGGAGCAGGAGAAGCCUGAGCUGACGCUGUGGGAGAAGAAUGAGGUGAGUGUGGUCGUUUCUCUCAUCACCAUGAUUGCUCCGUCUGCCUUUGAACUUGUGGCUCAGCUGGAAAUGUACCACCCACGAACCUCGCUGCGAUUCCAGCUAGCCAGAGUGCUGGUUUUAUACCUGGGAAAUCUCUACAGCCUAAUUAUUGCCCUACUUGAUAAAGUCAACAGUAUGAGCUCUGCUGUUCCAGUGAGCCCAGGCAACUGGUCUGACUCCAGUUCGUUCUUGGCCACCAUCUCUCAGCCCGAGAUAGAAAGCCUCUCUACCCUGGUGUCUGAGAUCUCUUUGUCUGAACAUCGCAACAGCACCUUAGCGACCAUCGCCACAGUGUUGGAAGUCACCAACAGCAGCCGGAGCGUCUCUGGGACUGUCCCCAACCAGACAGCUCUGUUUGAGAGGAACACCCGCUCCCAGCAGGACCCAUGCUGGGAGACCUACGUUGGACAGGAGAUGCUGAAGCUGUCCAUCAUUGACAUGAUCUUCACUGUGGCCAGUAUUCUGCUCAUUGACUUCAUCAGAGGUUUGGUGGUCCGCUACCUGAGUGACUGCUGCUGCUGGGAUUUAGAGAGCAAGUUUCCUGAAUAUGGAGAAUUCAAAAUAGCUGAGAAUGUCUUGCAUCUGAUUUACAACCAAGGAAUGAUCUGGAUGGGAGCGUUUUUCUCUCCCUGUCUUCCUGCCUUCAAUGUGUUGAAGCUUAUUGGUCUGAUGUAUCUGAGGAGCUGGGCCGUCCUCACCUGUAAUGUUCCACAUCAGCAGGUGUUCCGAGCCUCUAGAUCUAACAACUUCUACCUGGCUAUGCUACUCUUCAUGCUGUUUCUGUGCAUGCUUCCCACUAUCUUUGCCAUAGUCAGAUACAGACCUUCGCAGCAUUGUGGACCAUUCAGUGGUCAAGAGAAGAUUUAUGACAUCAUCUCUGAAACAGUGGCCAGUGACUUUCCCCUGUGGUUCAGUAACGUGAUGAAUUACGUCACCAGCCCUGUUGUAGUGCUGCCAGCACUGCUGCUGCUGUUCAUGCUGAUAUAUUAUCUCCAAGCCAUAGCCAGAUCCCUCAAAUUCACCAACAACCAGCUGAGGAUGCAGCUCCAGACUGAGCGAACUGACGACAAGAAGAAAGUCUUUCAGAUGGCUGCAGCAAGACUUCAGGCUCCAGAGGCUGCUGCUGACCAAAACCUUGAACAGCAGGAGAGUGACAUCACAAGCCAAGAGGCCUCCAUCCACACGCCAUCCCCCCGGAGGAAUGGCAGUGUCACAAACUUUCAGUCGCCUGUUCGUCACGGAAACAGCAUCCGCACCAUCACCCAAUCGGCGUCUCGGGCGGACCUGAGCAGAGGAAGUGGGGCUGGAUCUGGCAGAAGUCCAGCAGUAACCAUACUGCCCAAACACAGGCUGGAGCAUAUCCCUAACAGGCCCCCACCAUUUCUUAGUGGCCCUAGUGGAUCCUGUAGGUCUAAGUCCUACCAUCACAUGGCGUACAAUCCCCCAGCUCGGUAUUCUGACAACAUCCACUCUGACCCCCUGUACAGGAAGACCGUACGCUCAAUACAUUCUGUUGAGGCUUCUGGGUUCAUCGCUGCACAGAGUUAUGGAGGACGCCGUGGCCAUACUCGCUACGUGAUUGUCAAUGAGCAUGAGCCCAGGAAGAAGCUGCUGCGCUCAGCCACUCGGAUCCCUCGCCAUUACCUCAUGGAGGAGCCUGCAGAGAUCCUGGAGCUGUACCCACGCAACAUCAAACGCUACAUGCCCCGCACCACUCACAACCAGCUACAUCCUCACCGGGCCCACCCAUCACAGCAGCAUCUGAGUGAGGAGGAAGAGGAGGAGGAGGAAGAAGGAAAAAGCAGGAGAAGGAUGUCACAGGCUCAUCGGCCUCAUUCCCUCUCUGACCUCCACCAGCCAGCGCACUUCUACGUCGGUGACCGUGUGGAAAGCCACGUAUCCAUGGCUAAAGACAGCUACGCAGCUCGAGGAAGAUAUGGAGCACAAGAAGAGGAUGAUGAGGAGGAUGGCCGAGAAGAAAGAGCCUGGAGGGAUAUAGAGUCACAUUCACGGCCCCAGGCCAAUGUGAAAGGAGCAGACCAUCUUCUUGUGCGAACCAGGCGUCACAUCCAUUCCCCGGGAAGACACUGUCCGUCCCCAGCCAGGACCAGGCUCACAGAAUCUCACAUGAAGCCCAAGACGAGGCCGAAGCUGGAGACCCCUGUGACAGAGUCAGACUCAGCCUCCCUGGCCUCCAGCAGUGACCAGCAGAACAGCAGCACUGACCAGUACAUACAAGUCAUCCACAACAAGGAGCGCUAUCUCAAAUCAGAUGCCAGGCAGGGAAAGAUGGCCAAAAAGAAGUCCAAGACUAGCUUUGAUCUAAAUGUCACUGAGUCAAAUGACCUGGUCUGCUCCAAUGUAUGA
This is a messenger RNA of Pleuronectes platessa (European plaice), 3525 nucleotides long. RefSeq names its product transmembrane channel-like protein 3. The record is from RefSeq and is a predicted model, not a curated record. The transcript is spliced from 22 exons. NCBI's taxonomy places the organism in Eukaryota, Metazoa, Chordata, Actinopteri, Pleuronectiformes, Pleuronectidae. Bases 1 to 3525 code for a protein of 1174 amino acids. Gene Ontology annotation, molecular function: mechanosensitive monoatomic ion channel activity. Gene Ontology annotation, cellular component: plasma membrane.